UUUCUCAUCUCUAUCUCUCUGACUCCAUUUCUGUUGUUCUUUUCUCUGAUAGAGAGAGAUACUCUGCUUCUCAAUUCUACCUAAGCUCCGAUUCCCCCAGCCAAUCACUUUUCGCCACGCCAUUCUCACCUACACUCAGCCCUAACGGUUCUCUUCUUGUUUCGAUUCUCGCCGGAAAAUGCCGCCCGCCGCGGUGGAUGUCCGGUCACCGAUUGCCUCUCCUCCUCCUCCUCCGCCGUCAAGGAAAAACCCUAGCUCCUCUUUCCCCCAAUCGACACAGGAUGGAUCGCCCUUCAAUUUCCGGGCAGCUUUUGGUGAUGGAGGCGGCGUGUGUGGUCCCGAUCGUGAUGCUCCGCGAUCAAAGACGGAGGUGCCGCCGACGCCUCCGUCGGUGAGGUCGCGGCCGAGGCUUUGGAAGGUGAGGAGGCAUGUUGGGGCUCAGCAUGCGAGGUCGAGGAUUGGUUCGAGUGAGGUCGGCUUGGGUUUCAAUCCGUUUUGUUCGUCGAAUGGGGUUAGUGUUUCUAGUGGGGAGACUGGAAGUGUGGGUUUUGGGUUUGAUGGUGUUCGGAGUGGUCUCAGCGAGUGUUUGGGUUCUGGGGAGGGACUUAGACAGUUGAGUUCUGAUGAGACAGGGAAGUCGAGUAUCGGCCAGGGAAUGGAGUUUAAGAAGACUGAAAGUGUGGGUUUUGUGUUUGGGGCCAAGGAAAAUGGUACGACAAGGGAUUUUCUCGGGGAAAAGGACCAAGCUAUUAAAAAUGGGACAGAAGUGGUUUCUGAUGGUACGGGGGAAAAGAAAACAGAGCCUGAACCAGUAAGCGGAAAGUUUGGUGCGGGUUUUGCAUUCGGUCAAAAUUGGAAUGGGUUAGGUUUAAAUUCUAAUCUAGAAAAGACAGAAUAUGGUGAAUUUGAGAAGAAUUUGAACUCUGAUGUAAGUGGAAAGAUGAAACCUGAGACUGGAGUAGAGUGUCCGAAGGACAGUAAUGCGGCUUUCGUGUUCGGAGCGAAUCCUAGUGGGUUGAGCUUAAAUUUUGAUUCGGAAGAGGGAAAUGUCAUGAGAUCUAGUUCGGAGUUUGUGUUUGGUGCUAGUUGGUGUACUUCUGAAUCGAAUUUGAGUUCGGAAAAGAGAGACUCCAGUGACAUCGAAAAAGAAGUUCCCAGCAAAGUAGAAGCUGCAAGUAAAGUCAAUACUGGUGCGUUUGUAUUUGAAAGUAUCAGUAGGAAAGGUUCCAGUUUGACUGAAAAUUCAGGGAACUUCCAUGGCACUGUAGGGGCACAAGUUAAUGGUUUGGGUCCAGAAGUAAGUGAUAAAUGUAAAUAUCGAUGUGAAAGUAGCGAUAACAUUGCCAGUGUUUCUAGUACAAGCUCAGCAUAUACGCUUCCUGAUGAGAUGAGGAAGUUGAAUAUUAAUAUUUCUGGGAAUGUUCCUGGUGCUGUGAAAGCUGAAGAUUCGAAUUCGAAGCCAUUUUUCAAUGCUGAAACUGCGUCCAAGUCUAGAAGAUAUAUAAAGGUUUCUAGACCAAGUAGUAAAGACUGUUCUAGUAGAAAUGUAGAAACUAAUUAUUGUGAUAAGAGUUUUAAAGGUCGUUCUGUUGAUGUGGAAGUCACCAAUGGGAGUAGCUCAAAGACAAAUGUAGCGGAUGCAUCAGGUAUAUCUAAUUCUGAACCAUUUACUUUUCAAGCUGGACUUGGUGAGAGUGCUGAUGUUGGGCAGUUUCAUAAGAGUCAAUCAGUUGAUAGUAUAGAAGCAAAUGUAGUUUCCUCACAGCCUUCAUUUUCGGUUAAUAAACCUGAGUCCCAACCCAGUGUUUUUGAAGCACCUUCUGUUGGAGUAGAAAAGGACUAUGCCAACAAUUCUACUACCAGUACUCGAGAUGGAUUGGGAGUGUCAUCUAUGGAUUUUAAAACUCCAACAUGUGGCCCUUCCUCCCUUAAGGAAAGUCUAUUUCCUAAACUAGAUAAGAAACCACAAUUCAAUGUGAAGAAUAGGACUAUCAAGGACAAAAGAUUUAGGGACACAAAGCAUAAGUUGAAAAAGCCUUCUGUUAAUCAACGACUCGGCCAAGAUCAUGCCUCAAAGGAAAGCAGUUCCCAAGAAAAACCAAACUCUCCUGAAUGUUACUCCCCAAUGGAUUUCUCUCCCUAUCAGGAAAGUAGUAUCCCUGAAGAGCACUCAAGAGAAACUUCUGCAACAUCAGAUGGAUCCUUCUACCAAGACAAUAAUUGUAGAACCUGUUCCUCAGAUGCACCGGCCCCUGCUGAUCUUAAAGAGGAGGAUUUCGUUUUUGCAGGGAAAGGAUUAGAUAGUAACAGAGGUGAUCAGGAAUCUAAACAAGAAAAUGGAAGUGUUGAUUAUCAUGGUGAAUCUUUUAUUCAGAAGUGUCCAUCAGUUUCUAAGGCUGAAUUUGCCUGUUCCGGUGCCCAAAUGGAGCAGGCUGACUGCCACAGCAGUGUUGGUUUGACAUCUUUGGAAUCUAUAGCCACUUAUAGCUCAGACUCGGAGAAGCAAGAAAACAGUUCUAGAAUGCAGUUCUACUUUACUUCGGGUCUGGAAGAUAAGGAGAAAAGUUUUAUGUUUUCAGCAACAUCCUCUGGGCAGGAGAAAUUAUCUGCAAGAAAGCAUCGAUAUAGGCGGAAAAGUAGGAGCGGUGUUAGUGGUGAUUCUUCUGUUGUUACUUCAAGCUCAAAUCAAUCUUCAUCCAGUGCAGCAGACAAAUUCGAAGCAAGUAAACAGAACAACAAAGGGCAUAGUUCCUCAGCUGAAAUUCAUGAAACCUGUGAGAAGUGGCGACUCAGGGGAAAUCAAUCUUACAAAAAAGGGGAUCUUGCAAAAGCCGAGGAGUUUUACACACAGGGGAUUAUAUCUGUACCUUCUAGUGAAAGAUCAGGUUCCUGUCUUGAGCCACUUUUGCUCUGCUACAGCAAUCGCGCAGCAGCUCGCAUGUGUCUUCUAAGGAUAAGGGAAGCAAUAGGUGACUGCAUGAUGGCUCUUGCAUUAGAUCCCAUCUUUCUCAAAGCUCAAUUAAGAGCUGCAAACUGUCACCUUGUACUGGGGGAAAUUGAAAAUGCUCUGCAAUUCUUCAAUCAGUGCUUGGAAAUGGGGGCAGGUGUGUGUUUGGACCGGAGAAUCAUAUUAGAUGCAGCUGAUGGUCAGCAGAAGGCUCAGAAAGUGGCCGAGUGUAUAGGACAAUCCACUAAACUUCUGGAACAGAAAAAUCCUGAUGCAGCUCUCAGUGCUUUGGAAAUAAUUUCUGAAGCCUCAUCAAUUAGUUUGUACUCAGAAAAGUUACUCAAAAUGAAAGCAGAGGCUCUGAUAAUGUUAAGGAGGCAUGAGGAGGCAAUUCAGUUGUGUGAGAAGAGUUUAUGUUUUGCCGAAAAGAAUUUUUCUUCAGGUAUUUCAUUAGCGGCAAAUAUAUAUGGUUCUGCAAAUGAACUCCAUUCAUUUGAGAGGAUCUGGAGGUGGUGCUUGAUAUCUAAGUCUUACUUUUAUUUGGGAAGGCUUGAGGCUGCUCUUCCUAUACUUGAUAAACUAAAGCAAAUCGGAUCUAUAAAGGAUGAGUCUGCAAAUAAGGAGCUGGACUCAUCUACCUUGCUGGCUGUCACUAUACGCGACCUUUUACACCAGAAGAAUGCAGGCAAUGAAGCAUUUAAAUCAGGAAAAUAUUCAGAGGCAGUGGAGCAUUACACUGUUGCCCUAUCUAGCAAUGUUGAAUCGCGGCGAUUUGCAGCUAUCUGUUUUUGCAAUCGGGCUGCAGCACACCAAGCUCUGGGUCAAAUUUCUGAUGCAAUUGCUGACUGUAGUCUGGCCAUAGCCCUAGAUGGAAAUUAUGCAAAGGCAGUCUCUAGAAGAGCUACCUUACAUGAAAUGAUAAGAGACUAUGGUCAGGCAGCCACUGACCUCCAGAGACUAAUAUCCAUUCUUGAAAGCCAAUCUUGCAACAAGACCAAAGAGUAUGGUUCUUCAGGUAAAUCCACAGGCAAUGCAAAAGAUUUAAGGCAAGCUCAAAUGCAUCUGCAGAUAAUGGAAGAAGAAUCUAAGAAAGGAAUUUCCUUGGACUUUUACCUCAUUUUGGGUAGUAAACAAACUGAUGAAAGUUCAGACAUUAAAAAAGCAUACCGUAAAGCAGCUCUGAAACAUCACCCUGACAAGGCUGGCCAGUUCCUUGCAAGAAGUGAUAGUGGAGAUGAGGGGCGACUUUGGAAGGAAAUCUCCCAGGAGGUCCACAAGGAUGCUGACCGCCUUUUUAAAAUGAUUGGAGAGGCAUAUGCUAUACUUUCAGACCCUGCUAAGCGUUCCCAGUAUGAUCUCGAUGAGGAUAUAAGAAAAGCUUCAAAGGGAAGCAGUGGAAGCAGCAGUCAUGGAAGACAUUCAGAUGCUUGUAGUUCUGGAAGCAACGGUUUUAGACCUGAUUUCCGUGGCUCUCCAUUUGAGAGAAGUUCGUACAGACGUAACUUCAGGGAUAACUGGAAGACCUAUGGGAACUCAUAUUCUAGAUGGUGACAAACCAAGAGAGGCUCGAAACAAAAAUAUUUUCCAUCUUCCCAAAGGUUAGCCGAAUAUUAAUGGGAAUCGACCGGCCAAUGGAUCAGAUCUGGUGGGGUGGAUUGGUCGGUCUGAAAUGAGUUUUGGAUGGGGAGGAGGGGCUUACACAAAGCUGCAAAUUUCAUGUAUAUUAUUAUGAUCCAUUAAGUUUGGUAAUUUAAAGUGUCUACAACCUCAAAAAGCCAAUAUAUGCUAAUUGCUGACCAAAACUGUCUACAACCUAUAAAACUGCCGAUUCUUUAGCAUUCAUCAAUUUUGACUACAGUAGUAACCGUCAUGACAGGAAUACAGGGCUGCAAAUGUUUUUAGCCCAAAUCUUAAAAUGUACAUGAAAGAAAUGUUGAAUUUUUUGAUGUAUUGUUUAUUGCUGAUAUUUAUUCAGCAAUUCGAAGGAAAGCAUUUGUGCCCAUUUUAAUUAUUUAUUGAA
Messenger RNA from Humulus lupulus (European hop), 4967 nucleotides. RefSeq lists its product as uncharacterized. The transcript is spliced from 11 exons. Gene Ontology annotation, molecular function: protein binding. NCBI's taxonomy places the organism in Eukaryota, Viridiplantae, Streptophyta, Magnoliopsida, Rosales, Cannabaceae. The record is from RefSeq and is a predicted model, not a curated record. Bases 179 to 4498 code for a protein of 1439 amino acids.